Trichoplusia ni (cabbage looper) is the source of this 1542-nucleotide messenger RNA. Its product is annotated as GTPase Era, mitochondrial. The record is from RefSeq and is a predicted model, not a curated record. NCBI's taxonomy places the organism in Eukaryota, Metazoa, Arthropoda, Insecta, Lepidoptera, Noctuidae. The coding region runs from base 171 to 1238 and encodes 355 amino acids. Gene Ontology annotation, biological process: ribosomal small subunit assembly. Gene Ontology annotation, molecular function: GTP binding; ribosomal small subunit binding; rRNA binding. Gene Ontology annotation, cellular component: mitochondrial matrix. The transcript has 5 exons.
UGUCACUGUCAGUCAAUUUUCAACUGUCAAGUCUAUGGUGUCAUUCUCGAAAUCAGCGUGUUGUUUGUUUUGGUCUUUAAUUUCGUACUUGACUAACUAAAUCUAUCUGAACUGUAUGGCAAGAAAAAAGUGGCCUUAACAUUAACGUUAUUAGUGCUUUGCUAUAAAAGAUGUCGACUCUGAUUUUAUGUGCUUUUCGUAUGACAUACAGUAAAGCCCAGUAUUUUAGAGCUCUGAAUUAUUCUUCACAACCGGAACAAGCCAGCAGAAGAUGUUUAGGAAAGGUAGUAAACGUAGCUAUUAUCGGUGCUCCAAACUCUGGGAAGAGUACACUGAUCAAUAAAGUUACGGAAAGAAAGAUAUGUGCAGCAUCUAAUAAAGUACACACAACAACGAAACUUGUGAGAGCUAUGACAUAUCAAAAUGACACACAAAUUAUAUUUUUAGACACUCCUGGAGUGGUCACUGAAAAAGAACAAAAGAAGUACAAUCUACCGGAGUCCAUGAUCAAGGCGUGCCACAAGAGCCUAAGGUGUGCUGAUGUUGUUGGUGUAGUGCAUGAUGUCUCAAAUAGAUACACCAAGGACUCCCUUCACUCUGAUGUCAUUCACAUGCUGAAUAUGAUAGAAGAUAUUCCAAGCUUCUUAAUACUAAAUAAAGUUGAUAAAUUAAAAUCCAAACAUCAAUUAUUAUCAAUAAUAAAGAAUCUUACAAAUGGUGCUAUUGCUGGUAGACCUAUACCGGGCACUGACAAAAACAAAAGUAAAAUUGAGAAACAUAUGAAAGGGUAUAGCAAAUUCUCAGAUGUAUUUUUAAUAUCUGCUUUAAAUGGAGAUGGUGUGCAAGAUAUUAAGGAAUACCUAAUAACAAAUGCAAAGACUGCUAAUUUCCAAUACUCUCCUAAUGAAUGGUCAGACCAGAGACCAGAGUCAUUAAUAGAGGAAGCAGUCAGGGCUAAAUUUUUAGACUUCUUGUCACAGGAAAUACCAUACAAAUUAAAUGUUCAACUUGAGUACUAUGAAGAAAUUGAGGAAGAGGAGAAAAUUCUAUGUUCAGUCUCUGUGGAGUGCCCCAACGAGAGGUUGUCGCGGUUAAUAGCCGGCGCCGGCGGCGGAAGAUUACAGCAAAUUAAAUCGCACAUACGAAGUGAUUUAGUCGAUUUAUUUAAGAAAACUGUAAUUAUUGAUCUUAAUUUAAGAAUUAAAGAUAAACCGAAUGAUUCAUUGCCAGUUCUGUAAAAGAAUUUCGUGUUGCAGUUCAAUGGCCUUUGUCAAUACAAAAAGAUGAGAAAAAUAUAGAAGUAUUUUAAUUUUGUAUCCAUAAGCCAGAGUAGUAUGAAUGCAGCACCUCAGUGUAUUAAGUUCCCACUGAAAGACCAGCAGACAGUCGGCAAAAACGUCAACUGCUCUUUCAGUGGGGAUUGACCAUAAAUCACGCCAUCUUUGACAGAACUUUAUAAUGGUAUUGAUAAUCGAUUAUAAUGAUAAUGUCGUGGUUUAGACAUUUAUAAAUUAUAUAAAUAAAUAAUCAAAAUUACGUUGA